Messenger RNA from Opisthorchis viverrini, 1749 nucleotides. RefSeq lists its product as hypothetical. Lineage: Eukaryota; Metazoa; Platyhelminthes; Trematoda; Opisthorchiida; Opisthorchiidae. The record is from RefSeq and is a predicted model, not a curated record. Gene Ontology annotation, molecular function: protein binding. The transcript has 6 exons. Bases 18 to 1322 code for a protein of 434 amino acids.
CUCACUUUAUUUUCGAUAUGGAGGCUGUGGCAGUUCACGCAUUUAAACCGACAGAGCCGGAUGAAUUGGGAUUUGAGAAAGGGAGCAUACUACAUAUAAUUGAGAUGGAGGAAGAUCCUAAUUGGUACAAGGCACGACAGGGACAAAGAGAAGGCAUGGUUCCUGCAAAUUACAUCACUUUGUAUGCACACCCGUGGUAUGUUCCUAAAUGCAGUCGUCGCGAAGCCGAAGCCCGGUUACUGGAAAUUGAUCCUCAGACCAACGCCGAUGUCCAACCCAAUGGAGCGUUUGUUGUGCGUCAGAGUGAAAACGAGCUGGGUCAGUUUAGUAUAUCCGUCAAUAAACAUGAUAAUUUUCAACUCCUCGCAGCUCACUUUAUUUUCGAUAUGGAGGCUGUGGCAGUUCACGCAUUUAAACCGACAGAGCCGGAUGAAUUGGGAUUUGAGAAAGGGAGCAUACUACAUAUAAUUGAGAUGGAGGAAGAUCCUAAUUGGUACAAGGCACGACAGGGACAAAGAGAAGGCAUGGUUCCUGCAAAUUACAUCACUUUGUAUGCACACCCGUGGUAUGUUCCUAAAUGCAGUCGUCGCGAAGCCGAAGCCCGGUUACUGGAAAUUGAUCCUCAGACCAACGCCGAUGUCCAACCCAAUGGAGCGUUUGUUGUGCGUCAGAGUGAAAACGAGCUGGGUCAGUUUAGUAUAUCCGUCAAAGAUGGCCCUUCGGUAUUACAUUUUCGUGUAUUUUCGGAUCCCAACGGAAAAUACCACAUUUGGACAAACAAAUUUCAGUCAAUCAAUGAAUUGGUUGAUUAUCAUAGGCGGCAAACGAUCUACGGGGACAAGACGCUCCUGUUACGAGAUUGCAUGCCGAGUAAGGAAUUCGGUCGUGUUGGAUUGGGCCCGAACGCUGUGUUUAAUGAUCCUCGUACUCAAUCGAAUUCAGUACCAAAGGCGAGCAGAGACUCGGCUGCACGCAACUCUUCAAGUUUUCACAAAGAACAACCGGCUGUCGGUUCAUUUCCGCCUGGAAUCACUUCCACUCACUUGGCCGGACGUUACUGCGUCGCCAAAUUCGACUUCCCGGCUGAGUUUGAAGGUGAGAUUUCAUUCAAGCGCGGUGACCGUCUUCGAAUACUGGGUGAAGAGGAUGAUAAUUGGUGGUUCGCCCAACUAGUUCCCUCACAACCGUCCGAUGAGCAUACUCCAUCACGGGGGCUUAUCCCAGCCAAUUAUGUGGAACUACUUCCCCAACACACAACGGGUUCACAUCCAUCGGUUUCUCGUUCCGCGGGACAUUUGACUCAUCCAUCGCGUGCCACGUGAACCUCUGAGAAUAGCUACCUAGCGGCUUUCAUACCUGUCUCGUCUAUUUUCAAGACAUGUGCGUAGCCAUAUUUGUGGUUGAUCCCUUCUGUGAAGUCUUUUUAUACUUUUUUCCUGUCAAUGUGAGUCGUAUUCAUAGGCUCUGAAGUGAAACAUCACUACACCAGUGCUCUGCAGAUGGAACUGAUCCAUCGAAAUGGGUUUGUAGAAGCACUGGGGCCAAGAUUCUUGCGUUAUUUCCUACUUCCUGGCUGUGUUGCUUUUUUGGUUGAUGUUCGACCAAAUUUUAAGAACCCGCUGUAAUGGUGUUAUUCACGCCUUUUCCUUUGUUUUUAUUUCUUCAAAACUCAUACACACUGUCGCAAGUACUAAUGUGGAUUGAUCGCAUUUGAUUGUAUAAUAAUUUUCUCCCGUUAUUCGCUUAAAC